AUGGCUAUCGGAGGCUAUGGCAACGGCAUUGGCAUCGGCCUCGGAGGAGGAAGAUCUGAAGGGAUUCGGGGUGUCAGCAUCCACCCAGAGCUCCUCAAGCCCCUCUGCGUGGGGGUCGACCCUGAAGAGUGCCAAGUGCGGACCCACGAGAAAGAGCAGAUCAAGAACCUCAACAACCAGUUCGCCUGCUUCAUCGACAAGGUACGGCUGCUGGAGCAGCAGAACAAGGUGCUGACCACCAAGUGGGAGCUGCUGCAGCAGUAUGUCCUCCCAGCUUCCAGGAGGAACCUGGAGCCCGUUUUCGAGAACUUCAUCUGCAACCUGAGGAAGCAGCUGGAGUGUGUGCUGGGGGAGCGGGAAAGGCUGGAAAAUGAGGAGCGGUGCCUCAGGGACCUGGUUCAAGAGUACAAGUGCAAAUAUGAAGACGAAAUCAACAAGCGCACGGCUGCGGAGAACGAGUUUGUGGUGCUCAAGAAGGAUGUGGACUGUCUCUACCUGACCAAGGAGGAGCUGGAGGUGAGAGUGGGCCUCCUGCGGCAGCAGCUGGAAUUCCUGAAGUGCAUCUACGCCGAGGAGAGAGCUCAGCUGGAUUGCCAGCUGUGUGACACCUCUGUCAUCGUGCAAAUGGACAACAGCCGGGACCUGGACAUGGAGGGCAUCAUCAAAAGCGUUGAGUGCUGCUACGAGGAGAUUGCCCAGAAGAGCAAGGCUGAAGUGGAAGCCUUCUACCAAACCAGACUGGAGGAGCUCCACAGCAGCAGGGGCAAGUUCUGCGAUGACCUGAGAAACAACCAGAGCGAGAUCGCCGAGCUGAACCGGAUGAUCCAGAAGCUGCAGUGCGAGUCGGAUAACGUGAAGAAACAGAUCGCUGCUCUGCAGACGGCCAUCUGUGACGCUGAGCAGCGGGGCGACUGCGCCCUCAAAGAUGCCCGGCAGAAGCUGAUUGACCUGCAGACCGCACUGCAGCAAGCCAAGGACAAGAUGGCAUGUUUGCUGAGAGACUACCAGGAGCUGUUGAAUGUCAAGCUGGCGCUGGACAUCGAGAUUGCCACUUACAGGACACUGCUGGAAGGAGAAGAGAGCAGGUAG
Molecule: messenger RNA, 1089 nt
Organism: Eurypyga helias (sunbittern)
Lineage: Eukaryota; Metazoa; Chordata; Aves; Eurypygiformes; Eurypygidae
Product: keratin, type II cytoskeletal 6B-like
Exons: 7
Coding region: 1-1089 (362 amino acids)
Biological process (GO): intermediate filament organization; keratinization
Cellular component (GO): keratin filament
Molecular function (GO): structural constituent of skin epidermis
Source: RefSeq, a predicted model, not a curated record